UAUGAAACUGUACGGUUAUUUGUUGAAGCAAGAAAUUUUUCAAAUCAUUUACGUCCAGGAUGUCUUUUCGCAGUAUGAAGAAUUUUUGGCAGCCGUUACGAGGGCGUUCGAUCCGAAGGUACUGUUCCUUACCGUCAUACCGGUCGUAGCCGGUCUCAGUACGCGAUUGUACUCGAAAUUGUUGCUCAGUGUACUGCUGACGGAGUAUGCCAACACAAUCGUCAAGUGGAUACUCGCCGAGGAUCGCCCAUUCUGGUGGUUAAACGAAACGAAGGAGUUCUCCUCACUGAACCGUCCAAAAAUUUAUCAAAAUGAGCUAACCUGUGAGCCAAGCCCGGGUAAUCCGUCCGGUCAUCUAAUGACCUCCACGACCUAUCUGUUUGUGAUAUUCUCGGUGCUAGAGGAAUAUUUAGCGAAAUAUGGAAGAACCGCCAGAGUAUCACUGCGCAUCGUGUACUACAGCACACUGUUCUUCAUAUCGAUCUCACGGAUGUACUUUGGAUGUCACUUUUUGCAUCAGUGCAUCUUCGGAAUACUGCUCGGGAUCGUGAUGAGCAAAGUGUGCCUCUCGCAUCGUCUGGAAAAGUACAUUGCGAAGCAAACGGGCAUGCGAAGGGUUGGAUUCGUCGUGCUCAUAUGCUUGGCAAUGCUGGCACUGUACUGGAUCCAGAAGUUGCUAGGCAUUGAUCCACAGUGGGCAGUAAAGAUGGCCUUCAAAUGGUGUGAGGAUCCAUUCUACCUGAAGCCAACAACCACGCUAGUGUUUAGCGCUAUUCGCCUUACCGGGUCCCUGCUGGCAUUGGCCAUAGUAGGACCUAUUCAAAGAGCUAAACCGCUCAACAUGAAGCUCAGCAUUCCGAUGGUGGCGGCAAUGAUGGCGUUCGAAUGGAUCGCUCUGGACUACACGCCACGUAACUACGGUGUGGUUGUUUACUUUUUAUACAGCUUCCUACUCUACUUCCUAUUUACGUACGCCUAUCUGCGCUGGGUACCUGCUUUAGCAGGGCUAGAGAAGUCUAAAUCUAACUAA
Anopheles maculipalpis is the source of this 1030-nucleotide messenger RNA. RefSeq names its product glucose-6-phosphatase 3 (gene G6P). NCBI's taxonomy places the organism in Eukaryota, Metazoa, Arthropoda, Insecta, Diptera, Culicidae. The coding region runs from base 2 to 1030 and encodes 342 amino acids. Gene Ontology annotation, molecular function: glucose-6-phosphatase activity. The transcript is spliced from 6 exons. The record is from RefSeq and is a predicted model, not a curated record. Gene Ontology annotation, cellular component: membrane. Gene Ontology annotation, biological process: gluconeogenesis; glucose 6-phosphate metabolic process.